CAGAGCCACGGUCACACACUGUGCUGCCCUGAAGAUGUAACAUGGCGUUAGCUGGCGCCGUGUGCCUGUUCCUGCUGCUGCUGUGCCACGGGCUGGCCGAGCGGUCUGGCCGCUGGGAGAGGAGCGGAGCGUCGGUAUCCGAGGGGCCGAAGCGGCUGCCUCACCCUUUGCUCUACUUCGACCCCCGCGACGUGAGCAGCCUGCGCCAGAAGUCCCACAGCAGCGGCCAUUCGGCCAUCACCCGGGCUAUCAGGAACGCUGUUGGCACCAUGUUGGGCAAACCCAGCUUCUACCUUCCCCCCAGUGACCACCUCAGCUUCUCUGCCAAGUGGAACGAGGUCUAUGGCAACAACCUCGGGGUGCUGUCCCUCUAUUGCCUUCUCUACCCAGAGGACCAGGCAGCUCUAGAUUUCACCCUGGACUACAUGGACCGGAUGGCGAGCUACCCUCAGUGGCAGGUCAGGGUGGCACCCAACGACGAGGUGCCAGUCGCCCACUCCCUGACUGGCUUUGCCACGGCUUUUGACUUUCUCUACCCAUCCCUGGACGCAGCCCGGAGGCAGAGCUACGUGGAGAAAAUCCAUGGGGUCACCAAGGAGCUGUACGAAUUCUCCAAGUACCGAGCCUGGGGAAAGCACUAUCUACAUAACCACCAGGCGACCAACAUUGUGGCUCUACUGGUGGGCGCUCUGGUGCUGAGCCCGCACCGGCCCCAGACUGCCCUGCUGUGCAAGCAGAUCGCCGUCGAUGUGAUGGAGAAGACCAUGUUCCUGCUCGACCACAUUGUGGACGGCUCCCUGGACGAAGGCGUUGCCUACGGCAGCUACACUGCCCGUUCCAUCACCCAGUACGUGGCCCUGGCUCUGCGUCACUUCCACCUCAACCACACUGGGAGCCCCUGGCUGAAGCAGCAUUUCUGGUUCUAUUAUGCCACCCUGUUGCCUGGCUUCCAGAGGACUGUGGGCAUCGCCGAUUCCAACUACAACUGGUUCUAUGGCCCAGAGAGCCAGCUCGCUUUUCUGGACAGGUACGUGCUGAGGAAUGGCAGUGGAAACUGGCUGGCCAAGCAGAUCAGGAAGCACCGUCCCAAGGAUGGCCCGAUGGAGCCCUCCAGCGCCCACAAGUGGUGUACGCUCCACACCGAAUACAUCUGGUAUGACCCAGAGCUGACCCCGCAGCCGCCCGCCCAUCACGGCACGCCCCGCCUCCACAUCUUCUCCAACUGGGGGGUGGUCACUUAUGGGGGCGGCUUGCCCAAUGAGCCGGGCAACACCUUUGUUUCGUUCAAGUCGGGGAAGCUGGGAGGGCGGGCAGUCUACGGGAUUGUCCACGAGAGCCCGUACUCAUGGAUUGAUGGCUGGAGGAACUUCAACCCAGGCCACGAGCACCCGGACCAGAACUCCUUCACCUUUGCCCCCAGCGGCCAAGUCUUUGUGUCGGAGGCUCUGUACGGGCCCAAGUACAGCCACCUAAACAACGUGCUGGUCUUCUCACCAUCUCCCAGCAGUCAGUGCAACCAGCCCUGGGAGGGCCAGCUGGGGGAGUGCGGCCAAUGGCUCAACUGGAUGGUGGGUGAGGCUGGCAACUCGGCGGGUGAGCUGGUGACCGCCACACAGGACGGAGGAAUGCUGUUCACCAGCGGAGAGGCAGCUCCCGCCUACUCCUCUGCCAUGGGCCUUCAGAGUGUCUACCGUGCCGUGCUGCUUCUAAGCCCCCAGGUCCUGCUGGUCGUAGACCACAUCGAGAAGCGUCAAGGCUCCCCGCUCCAGCUAGUCAGUGCCUUCUUCCACAACCUGGACAUUGACUUCAAGUACGUGGCUCACCGGGUGGCUGGUCGCCUCAAUGGCGCAAUGAUGGACGUCUGGGACGCUCAGUUCGCCAUGUUCUGGCUCGACCACCGCGGGGGAAGCCCAGCCCCCCGCAUCCAGGAGGCCGAGCAGGUGGCGGAGUUCAAGAAGCGCUGGACCCAGUAUGUCAAUGUGACCUUCCCAUUGGGCGAGCGGUUCACCCGCAUCGCCUACGUCUUCCAUGGGCCCUGGGCCCGUGUCACCGACUGCCGCUUCACCGAUGACUCAGCACGCGGCCUCAGGCUGGCGCUGACCGUCAACGACACCGAGCUGCUGGUCUCCGUGGCCACCCAGCACAGCGACCCCACCGCCCGCUUCCGCUACCUGGGUUUCGGGGGCUAUGCCAAGGUGGAAGCAGGACAGCAGGUGACCAGGUUCGGUUUCGGGACAGCUCCAUCCGGGGGCCCCGGGAGGCCCGUGCCCACUUUCCUCCGCUUCGGGCCUGCAUUGAGGAGCCUCCUGGGCGCCGGCCUGUGCCUCGGCCUGGCGCUGGUGGCUGCCCGUUGGAAACUCUGCAUCUCCUUCGGGCGCAUGCUGCGCCUGGCCUUGUUGGCGCUCAUCACCCUGUGGUUCCUUGAGCUGGUGGCACUGUGGGGCACAUGCUCCAGGCCCCCAUGCGGAAUGGCCUGGACCGGGGCUGCGGACAGUGCCGAGGGAGGGGGAGGACCGUCCGAGCAGUGGGAUGAGGGCCUGGGGAAAAUGUCGCCGGUGGUGGUCACCUCGCUGCCGGGCUCCGGGGCCGAAAUCCUGAGGCACCUCUUCGCCAACAGCACCGAUUUCGUCUACAUCAGGGUCCCGACGGAACACCUCGACCUGCCCGAGGUGGAGUUCGAGUUUGACUCCUUUGUCGAUGCCUGCGAGUGGAGGGAGUCGGACGCGCUGGCGGGACGUUACCGUCUGAUCCAGGGCUGGCUCCAGUCCCUGGUGCACAACACCAAGCUGCACCUCCAGAACAUCGCCCUGCAUGGCCCGCCGAGAGGAGCUCCAUCAGUCAACAACAGCCCCCCGCUCAGGAAGAGGAAAGCCCGCAGGAGGGCUGACCAGAGCUCCAAGUUUAAGGAAAACCUGGAGAGGGACGCGGAAUACGUCAGGGGGCUGCGGAGGCACCUUGCCUCCUAUCCCAACGCCCGGGUGGUCCUCAGUUUGAGCAGUGGGAGCUGGACGCUGAAGCUGCCGUUCGUGCAGGCCGUGAUUGGAUCUUCAAUGAGGGCCCUGUAUGUGGUGAGGGAUCCUCGUGCCUGGGUCUACUCCCUGCUCUAUAACAGCAAGCCCAGCCUUUAUUCCCUGAGGAAUGUGCCCCAGCACUUGGCCUUGCUCUUCAGAGAAGACCAGCGAAAGGAGCGAUGUGACCCAGACUCCGGCUACGCCUUUGAGUACGAAUCCCUCCGGAGGCAGCUCUCAUCGACAGCCAAAGACCCGGUGAUCCUCCUGGCUCACCUCUGGCUCGCGAACACCAGGGCGACGCUGAGGGUAAGCAAGAAGCUGUCACCCGGCAACUACCACCUGCUGAGAUUUGAGGACCUCGUCGAGGCCCCUCGGGAAACGGCCGAGAGAAUCUACACCUUCCUGGGUUUUGUCCUCCCCCCGGCUGCCCUGAACCGCAUCCUUUUCGCCACUUCGACCAAUCUGUUUCACCUUCCAUUUGAGGGCGAGGUCUCUCCCAGCAGCCUCCAUGCCUGGAGGGACAGGAUGCCCCAGAAGGACAUCAGGCUCAUUGAGGACACUUGCUGGUCAGUGAUGAGUGAACUCGGCUACACCAGGUCGACCAGCUGAGAGCGCUGCUCACCAGGGCGGUGGGGCUGUCUCCAAAGUCUUGGCAUAAAAACGUUGGACAGGCCAGGAAAGUCCCGGCCAAGUUGGACAAAUUGGCGUCUCAAGGCCCAGAACAACGGGGUGUGUUGCGUUGUCUGCUGGGCACAGUGCUUUCAAAGUAAUUGUAGCCCAUGGGAUCUUGCAGAGGGAAGGGUGGACUUGGUGGGGGACUUUCAACACAGGAGGAAAGGCAGAGACUGGGGCAUAUUUUUGGGAACGGGAUGGAAAGAUGGAAGUAACCUUGCAGCAUGAAUCAUUCAUAAUGUGAUAGCAUUAAUCGCAUUGAGCUAAAACGCAAGGCUGUGCUGUUCAAUUGAACCCAUUAAGUGAUAAUUAGCUGCAGAUGCUAUUCCAUUUCUCCGUCGCUAGUUCUUGUGCUCCUGGGCCUGAGACCCGUUUGCCAAAUUGUCUAAGAAAGCGAUCUGGCCUGGCUGCUCCUGAAAAGAGGGAAUUUUACGAGCAAAAAAAUUUAAGAUCUCUGGCUUGGUGGGAGUUCUACUGUCCUCCGCAGUGCUCGCGGUUUAUCAUUUCCAAGAAUGGCAGUAUUGGAGUGCACCGUGGGGAAGCCUUGAAAAAUGUACCCAAUCCAUAAAACUUGUGUUUGCCAAAAUAAGUUGAAACAUUGGCCAAUAUAAUGAGUCUUAAACUGUUGUGGGCAGUGAGGGUGAGUGAUUGAUCAAUCGGAGAGGCCUCGUUCCAAGUAAGGGUAAUGCCACAAUGAAUGAACAUUGAUAGGACAAGUUUCUGACACAGCGUGUGAUUUGGCUUUUUGGGUUAGAGCUUGUUUGUUGUACAUUUCUUGAAGAAGUAAAUGUCACAGUCGCA
Messenger RNA from Stegostoma tigrinum, 4484 nucleotides. Its product is annotated as dermatan-sulfate epimerase-like protein. The transcript has 2 exons. The record is from RefSeq and is a predicted model, not a curated record. Bases 42 to 3620 code for a protein of 1192 amino acids. NCBI's taxonomy places the organism in Eukaryota, Metazoa, Chordata, Chondrichthyes, Orectolobiformes, Stegostomatidae. Gene Ontology annotation, molecular function: chondroitin-glucuronate 5-epimerase activity; sulfotransferase activity.